Helianthus annuus (common sunflower) is the source of this 1661-nucleotide messenger RNA. RefSeq names its product tRNA:m(4)X modification enzyme TRM13. NCBI's taxonomy places the organism in Eukaryota, Viridiplantae, Streptophyta, Magnoliopsida, Asterales, Asteraceae. Gene Ontology annotation, biological process: tRNA methylation. The coding region runs from base 200 to 1462 and encodes 420 amino acids. The transcript has 10 exons. The record is from RefSeq and is a predicted model, not a curated record.
AUCGGAUAGUUCGAAUUGAAUUUUCGGAUUGGGAUAUUUUUGAACACCCUAGCUCCAGCUCUGACGUCUAAAUUCCCUUCAACUCUUGUAUACAGUUUACAAAUUUCUUCAGUGCAGCGAGCUUGGUGCAGGAAGGCCGAAGGUUUCUCUUGUGGCGGCGGCGGCCACCGGCGACACACCUUUUAGGGUUCAGGAGCGAAUGGCGACUCGUUGCAAGUUUUGGCUGCCGAAGAAGAAGAGAUUCUGUGCAAUUCCGCCGCUCUCUAAUUCCGAAUUCUGCGGUAAUCACUCCAAAAGAUCCGAUGACGUCUGGAUUCUAUGCUCAAUCGAUCCAUCUCAUUCUGUAUUGGAGUCAAACCUUGAGUCUCACCUUAAGCGGUGCCCGUUGCUUAAACAUCAGAACUCGUUGUCUCUUCAACCUUUUUAUCUAAAAGGUAUUAAUGGAGGCGGUCAAGAAGAAGAAGAAGAAGGUGUCAGCUCGGAGUCCAAGCGGAUGGCUGUGCAUUCCAUGACUGCUCCUCAAUUUAUCAAGCUAAUUGAAAAGAUUAAAUCUGUUCAUGCUGAGAUAUGUAAGGAUAUUCUAGAGUCUUACACUGAUCCGGAUGCGUGUAAGAUUUGGAUUAACCGCGCUAUUGACUGGAAAAUACCAUUUCAAGAAAAGCAUGUUAUCCAGCAGGCAUCAAUUCUUGGAAACUUGGAGAAGCUUGGAGCAUUGAAGUCGUCUAGUAUUGGAGAACAACUUCAAUGUGACACUUCAUCUGCAGAUUCUAGUGAUUCUCCUGCAGUUGUUGAGUUUGGAGCAGGGAGGGGGUACCUGACACAAAUGCUAGCGGACUGUUAUGGCGUCUCAAAAGUCUUUUUGGUUGAACGGAAAUCAUAUAAACUUAAGGCUGAUCGAAGCUUGCGACAGAAAGAGAGCUUGAUAUUAGAGCGGUUGAGAAUUGACAUUGAGGACUUAAAUUUGAAUGCAAUCGUGGCAUUACAAGGAGUACCUUAUUUGGCGAUCGGAAAACAUCUGUGUGGACCUGCGACAGAUAUGACCUUAAGAUGUUGCGUUGGGGAAGGUGCAGCCAAAUCAUACUUUAGAGGACUUUCUAUAGCAACUUGUUGCCACCAUCUCUGCCAAUGGAAGCAUUAUAUCAAUAAAGAUUUUUUCUUAAAUUUAGGGAUUACGAAAGACGAUUUCCAUGCAAUUACAUGGUUUACCAGCUGGGCCGUAGACGCAGACCAUAGUUCAGACGUUGCUGAUACAAACACGGAAAAUGUUAAGAAUAUCUGUGGAGAUAUUAAUAUGUCUGUUGCAGAGCGGGCUGCGCUAGGGUUUAUGUGCAAAGAUAUUAUUGAUGCAGGGAGGUUUAUGUGGCUGAGGGAAUAUGGACUAGAAUCCAAGCUUGUCAAAUAUGUUCCAUCUAACAUCUCGCCUGAAAACCAUUUGCUCAUCGCAAAGCGUGGAAGAUCUUGAUUUGGAAUUUAGAAUUGGGAACAUAGAUAGGAAAACACCAUGUAAGAGUUGACUAUGUAUUAGAUUUUGAUACUGAUUUUAGAUGAAACUUUAGGUUUUUUUUUGUUUUUUAAACGGCUGGAUUUUAUAUUAAGAUUUGUUUCCCAGCUUAUGGAACUAGAUUUUGAUACUAAAAUGAUUUUGUUUUCAGAAAACCAAA